Molecule: messenger RNA, 1331 nt
Organism: Talpa occidentalis (Iberian mole)
Lineage: Eukaryota; Metazoa; Chordata; Mammalia; Eulipotyphla; Talpidae
Product: heat shock transcription factor, X-linked member 3-like
Exons: 2
Coding region: 1-1224 (407 amino acids)
Biological process (GO): regulation of DNA-templated transcription
Molecular function (GO): DNA-binding transcription factor activity; sequence-specific DNA binding
Source: RefSeq, a predicted model, not a curated record
AUGGCCAGCAGAGGGGGUGGUGACUCGCGCAGCCGGUUGCUGCCCUACGGAGACUCUAGAACUCUGCGGACGGCAUAUAUUGGGCACGCCGCCCGGGCCGAGGGCAUUCCCACACGAGGACCGCGGGCGGAUCCUGGGGCGCGCACCCCCAAGGAGACUAGCUCGAUGGCUGGCUCGGGCGCCAAGGAGGCGCGCGACGGGCAGCGGGCCUUGGCCGCGGCCGCGGGGCUGGCGGCGGCGGUCCCCUCGCAAGCAUACCCCGAGCCAGAAGGGGACCCGGGGCGGGCGUCGGGGCAGGACGGCCACCCAGAUCGGGGACCGGAUCCGGGGCCCCAAGGUGCGCCCCAGCCCCAGGACCCGAACCCAGGCGCCGCCGGCCUGGGGGAGGACGUUCUGGGGCUCCCCUUCCCCAGGAAGCUCUGGAUGAUGGUGGAGGACAGCAGCCUGGCGUCCGUGCAGUGGAACGACGCCGGAGACGCCGUGGUCAUCGACGAGGGCUUCUUCCAGACAGAGGUGCUUCAGCGGAGCGGCCCGGACAGAAUCUUCGAGACGGACAGCUUGAAGACCUUCAUCCGGCAGCUGCACCUGCACGGAUUCAGCAAAAUCCGCUCGCUGAGGGACAAGGGCCUGAUGAUCUACAGCAACAGCCGCUUCCUGAGAGGCAGGCCCGAGCUCCUGGACAGCUUCGAGAGCGCCGGCCCCGCGGGAAGGAUGGCUCACCGGGGGCUCCGCGGGGCCGCGCCCAAGAGGAGGAAGAUUUCGCAGGUGGCCACGAGACGCUCCCCGAGACUCCUUCAGCUCAACGCCAACAAAGAGGCCUGGAAGAAGACCCAGGAGGCCCCAGCUGCCCAGGGGCCCGGGGGCGCCCCGUCAACGCUCUUCUCUGGCGCCUGGCCCACGAGCGGCGUGGCGGGGAGCCCCGGGGGAGGUGGCUGCCCCGGAGAGCCAGGCGGCCCCCGCGGGGAGGGCACGUCCGGGAAUGUCCUGUUUGCGUCCCGGGUGCCUGCUGGCCAGGAGGGUGCGGGGGAACUGCCCAGCAGCCCCCCGGCUCGCGCCAGCUACGCCUCGGUGCUGACCCUGUACAACACCUGCUGUUCCAUCCUGCUGGCUGCGCUGUCAGCCAUGGCCCCCGACGAGGACCCCGACGGGGAAGAUGAGCAGGAGGGCCCCUCGGAUUACAAGUGCACGCUCUGCGAGCAGUUCAAGGACAACCCGCACCCCUGAUCUCCCGGCCACCGCUGACCGGUACAGGCGGCCGCUCAGUAACGGUGCAGCUUUUCAGUUUUAAUAAAGAAAUGCAAGUCUGAGGGAGGAAAUAAAGAAAUUCAGCA